AUGGACAAGGCGCCAACCAAGACGGGCUGGGCCGCCUGGACGACCAAGAAAAAGGCCACGGUCAUCUCGGUGGUUGUCCUGAUCCUCGUCGCGUUGGGCGUGGGAUUGGGUGUCGGCCUCGGCGUCGGCUUGAACAACGGAUCGGGCGGCGAAGAGGAAGGCAGUGGCAGUGGGAAUGGGAAUGGAGGCACCGGAACUGGCGGCAAUGGAACCACCACCGGUAACGGCACGGUGAAAUGGCAGCCCGACGUGGGCGUGAAAUGGCAGAUCGUCCUGCUGGGUGCCCUCAAUGACACUUCCGUGGAUGCCGACGUCUACGACAUUGAUCUGUUUGACAACGACAAGAGCACCAUCUCGACCCUGCAGGGCCUCGGGCGCAAGGUCAUUUGCUACUUCUCCGCCGGCACUUACGAGGACUGGCGACCGGAUGCGAAGGAGUUUGACAAGGCCGAUCUGGGGAAGAACCUGGCCGACUGGCCCGGCGAGAAAUGGGUCGACACCAACUCGAACAGCAUCCGCCAGAUCAUGCAGACGCGCCUCGACAUGGCCGUGACCAAGGGCUGUGACGGGGUUGACCCUGACAACAUCGAUGCCUACGAUAACGAAAAUGGUCUCAAGUUGACCCAGGAUGAUGCGACCAACUACGUCAACUGGCUUGCGGGCGAAGCGCAUGGUCGGAACCUGUCCGUGGGUCUCAAGAACGGCGGUGCCAUCAUCGACAGUGUCCUCGACAACAUGCAAUGGUCAGUGAAUGAGCAGUGUGCGCAGUACCAGGAGUGUGACACGUAUGCUGCCUUCACCGAGGCGAACAAGCCCGUCUUCCACAUUGAGUACCCCAAGGGUGACAACACCAACAACAACAAAGAUGUCACCACCUCGCAAAAGUCCUCCGCUUGCAAUGCACCCAGUGCCGGGAACUUUUCAACUGUCAUCAAGAACAUGAAAUUGGACAGCUGGGUGGAGUACUGUUCGUGA
Penicillium oxalicum is the source of this 975-nucleotide messenger RNA. Its product is annotated as endo alpha-1,4 polygalactosaminidase. The coding region runs from base 1 to 975 and encodes 324 amino acids. NCBI's taxonomy places the organism in Eukaryota, Fungi, Ascomycota, Eurotiomycetes, Eurotiales, Aspergillaceae. The transcript has a single exon. The record is from RefSeq and is a predicted model, not a curated record.